Hyla sarda is the source of this 4432-nucleotide messenger RNA. RefSeq names its product phosphofurin acidic cluster sorting protein 1 (gene PACS1). Lineage: Eukaryota; Metazoa; Chordata; Amphibia; Anura; Hylidae. Gene Ontology annotation, biological process: protein localization to plasma membrane. Bases 112 to 2739 code for a protein of 875 amino acids. The transcript has 24 exons. Gene Ontology annotation, molecular function: transmembrane transporter binding. The record is from RefSeq and is a predicted model, not a curated record.
UCCACGACCGUGUGACGUCGGUCCUUGCCUGGCCGAGCCUCAGCAUGUCACGUGGUCUCCUUCUCGUCCUCUGAUUGGCUGCGGCCUGCAGUCUGCUCUGCUCUCUGCGCCAUGUCCGAGCGCUCUGUGUCAACGGGGCCCUUGGGGGCCACGGUCAUGGCGCCCCCAGGGGGCUCCACCCUUGGGGGCGAUUUGCCAGUUACUGGGACUACCCCGACAGCUGGAGGUCCGGUCCGCAUGAACUUGUAUGCGACCUGGGAGACAGACCGAGGCAGCGCGGCCUGCGUACCCAGGCUGUUUUCCCUGACGCUACGGAAGCUUGUUAUGCUGAAGGAUCUGGAUAAAGAUUUACCAUCAGUUGUCAUUGCUGUGAAGCUGCAGGGAUCAAAGCGGAUUUUGCGCUCCAAUGAAAUCUUACUCCCAUCUACUGGCGUAUCAGAGACAGAACUACAGCUGACGUUCUUGCUGCAGUAUCCACACUUUUUAAAGAGAAAUGCAAAUCGCUUACAAAUCAUGUUGCAGCGACGAAAGAGAUACAAAAAUCGGACUAUCCUGGGGUAUAAAAGCCUGGCUGUAGGAGUUAUCAAUAUGGCAGAGGUUUUGCAGUUUCCCAGUGAAAGUGGCCUUGUCUUAUCUCUUCAUAGCCAUACCAAGGAUGUUUCUUUGCCUGUUGCUGAAAUAAAUAUCCAUUCACUCUCCAGUCAGCCAAUUGAUCAUGAGGGUCCGAAAGCCAAAUUAUCCGACCGUUCCCCAGAUAUUGAAAAUUAUUCAGAAGAUGAAGAUGAAAGCUUCUCAUCAGAACAGGAGGGAAGUGAUGACCCCCUACAUGGGCCGGAUUUUUAUUAUGAGGAUGAUGAAGUCCGAAAAGUGAAGAAGUCGCGCAGAAAGAUCCAAGCUUCAUCAGCCAUAACUAGACAACCAAAUAUAAAGCAGAAGCUUAAGUCACUUCUGAACAGAUUUAAAGUAUCAGAGGAGGUCGGAUUUAGCCUAGAUCAUGUUUCACGUGAUGAGAUUCGGGAAGAAGAUUUGGAUGAUUUAUAUGACAGUCUAGAAAUGUUUAACCCGAGUGAUAGCUGCCCAGAGUUAGAGGAAAGUGAGAGUGUCCUGAGUACUCCUAAACCAAAGCUGAGACCAUUCUUUGAGGGCGUUUCUCAGUCCAGUUCACAGACCGAAAUUGGAAGUCUGAACAGCAAAGGAAGCCAUGGAAGAGAUAUAAGCAGCCCGGGAGAUCUUUCAGCUGAUGUCAAAAUUCCCCGCCAGGACGAUUUGAUGGACACCAUAAGUCAGGAUGCAUCUUUGGAUUUCUCACAAGAUGUAGACACCCUUUCUGAAUCCAUCAGUUUCUCAGUUCCUGAAAAAUCCAAAUCUGUGAAAAGUCCAAGCGUGACACCUCAGAGUAAAAGAAGUGUGUCUGUCAAAGAAAGGUCGACUAGCAAAGGAUUGUCGGAGAGAACCCAGAGUACAGAGAGCGACAGGGCGGCAGACACAGGACAGAUCUCACAGGUUCCACGGAAGAUCUUGCUAGACCAGUUAAAUCAAAACCUCUCAGAUCAGUCUCUUCCAGAAACGGUCUUCUUUGUUCAUACCUCCGAAUGGCAAGGACAGUUUAUCUCAAGUCUUUUUCAGCAGCAGCAUAAGCCAUGUGUAUGUAUAACAUGUUCUUCCGAUGUACAGUGUGCCCUGACUGCAGUACUUAGUCGAAUACAGAGACACUGUCAUAUGGCACCAGGACCACCUCGUCCUUUAAAAGUUGUGUGUGUUGGAGGGCACACCUUUCUCAGCUUUCUGCUAGGAGCAUAUGUUACAAAUUUAGCCGGUCGAACCCCGGACUGGUUGGGGUACUUGCGCUUCCUUUUAGUUCCACUAGGGUCGCAUCCUGUAUGUAAAUAUAUAUCUUCUCUGGAUUCUCGCUAUGCAUCGUUAUUUUUUGAUUCUCCUUGGAGAGAGUUGUUCGGUAAAUCCGAGGUUCCAUCUGUAGAACCAUCAUUUGACAUCAUCGGACGUAUAAUGCAAUAUGUAAAUGGAGCCAACAACUCCCAGCAGUUACCAAUUGCAGAAGCCAUGUUAACCUGCAAGCAUAAACUGCAGGAGGAUGAUUCGUACCAGAAGUUUAUUCCAUUCAUUGGGGUGGUGAAAGUCGGACUGGUGGAGACGUCCCCCCCAAAUACUGAUGCAGAGGAUUCUGUUUCUCUCGGUGUCGGUCUCCCUUCUACUUCUCCACCCUCAUCAGCUGGGGUCCUCCGUGACAGUUCAGCAACACCCCCAUCCUCUCCAUCUUUAAGUGCCAGCCUCCAAGGAAAUGCAGGAACCACGGCAGAUGCUUUAGGAUUACAAGUUGAUUAUUGGCUAUCUUGUGACCGGAGAAAAGAGAGGGAAGGAGGAGGAAAAAACACGCUACGCAGUAUCUUCCGUUCUGUGGUUGUUUCACGUUUGCCAGGACCAGAUACACCACCUGGCAGUAUGAGUCUAAGUGUGGUGACUACUGAGUCACGAAACAAGAAAGUGCCAACAAUUUUCCUUAGUAAGAAGCCAAAGGAAAAAGAAACUGAUGCCAAAAGUCAAAUCAUAGAAGGAAUCACUAGACUUAUUUGUUCUGCUCGACAUCAACAGACCAUGCUGCGAGUCACAGUGGAUGGACGGCUCUUCAGUGACGUAAAGUUUUUCCAGGUGGCAUCUCAAUGGCCGACUCACGUCAAAAACUUUCCUGUUGGCGUUUUCAGUCCGGCAGGAAAAGCCUGAUAAUUCUUCCCUAUGGCACAGAGGAGCGAGUUACACACUCUCCAACAUUCACUGUUACACGCGCGACUCUAACUCUAGUGAACUGUGAUGCUGUAUUGUAUUUUAGUGCAUUUAGUGCUAAUAUUUACAUCACAUCUCUUUACUGGACAUGUUGGUAAUGAAACAAAGAUGUUAUCUGUUACAUUGUACCUUGUAAACAUAAGAAUACAGACCAACACUUGUUACAUACACUUAAAGGGGUAUUCUCAUUUCACAUAGUUAUCCCCAAUCCACAUGACAGGGGAUAACUAGCAGGUAAGUGGGUGUCUGAACCUGAGAAUACAGUGGUCCCUCAAGUUACAAUAUUAAUUGGUUCCGGGACGACCAUUGUAUGUUGAAACCAUUGUAUGUUGAGACCAGAACUCUAUGGAAACUUGGUAAUUGGUUCUGAAGCCACCAAAAUGUCAUCCAAAAAAUAGGAAAACGUGAGGAUUAAAGAAAAGUAAGUAGGUAACUAAUAUAGAUAAAGCAAAUCCUUACAUAUAAAAGUAAGAAAGAUCUGCUGGGAGCUGUAAAUCGCUGUCUAUGUCAGUGUUUCUUAAGCAGGGAGCCUCCAGCUGUUGCAAAACUACAACUUCCAGCAUGCCCGGACAGCCUUUGGCUGUCCGGGCAUGCUGGGAGUUGUAGUUUUGCAACAGCUGGGGGGCACCCUGCUUGGGAAACACUGGUCUAUGUAGAGGACAGGAGCUUCUUCAGGGUCCUAAAAAAGUAAAAUGGAUUCGCCCUCACCUGGUGUCCAAAGGAGCAGGUAACUCUGGUACAGGUAAAGCGUACAGAACAUGUAAUACCUCCCUGUAUUGUAGGAGGCGCUGCCAGACACCAGUCAGUGCAUGCGCUUCAGUAAUACAGGUGUUUUACCAGUGAAAUGCCCAUUCUGAUUGGUCAGUUCUUCCGGCCAUUGACAAGUUGCACAGAUCUGGACUGCCUGUACAUUGUAUGUUGAGUCUGGUUUCAACUUACAAUGGUCCAGAAAAGACCAUUGUACGUUGAAACUAUUGUAUGUUGAGGCCAUUGUAGGUUGAGGGAUCACUGUACAUAGACAGAGUGCAUUGUGCGUGUGCUGCCAAUGUUUGGAAGCCCUAUAGAGAAUACAGCUGUGCAGUGUGCCCUGUUUUUUUUUUUGUUUUUUUAAGCGGCAUUCGAGCCGGCUCUGAUCCGUUAGCUAUUCCCAACACUGUAGAAAGGGAAUUACUUUGUGAAAUGAAGAGACCUCUUUAUGAUAUUAGACAUGCCUUAGUUUUCAGGCUUCAUGACAGAUUUUAGGCCUAAAUGGCAAAAAUGUAUAAAAACAAGUUUGUGUGCUCUGCUGAUAUUGCCUUUGCACAUAAGCACUUCAUUUCAUGUAUAGUUCUGCAGAUACUUUGUCUUGUCAUUCUGCCAGGUCAUUCUGCUAUGUGCCAUUCACUUUGACUGCAGAUCUGUCUGUUCUACAGUAGUUUGACCUUUGCUUCAUAUCUACUAGUAAUCUAAUCUGCAGUGUGUCUUAUCUCUUUCCCUCUUUGCGCUCUCUCAUUUUUUAUUUUGUAUAAUGUUUUUGCACUCAUAUUUCCUUUCCUUACACUACUGUUUUGGUCUCUGGCUUGUACCAUUAAUGGGGUAUUCCAGGAAAAAAAAAUGUUUUUAUAUAUAUCAACUGGCUCCAGAAAGUUAAACA